Molecule: messenger RNA, 1627 nt
Organism: Argiope bruennichi
Lineage: Eukaryota; Metazoa; Arthropoda; Arachnida; Araneae; Araneidae
Product: ankyrin-3-like
Exons: 5
Coding region: 295-1392 (365 amino acids)
Biological process (GO): proteolysis
Molecular function (GO): protein binding; aspartic-type endopeptidase activity
Source: RefSeq, a predicted model, not a curated record
UUCAACUAGGCUCAAACUAGUUAUUUCACCAGGAAUAAGCAAUGGAUUUAACUAGCUUCAUAGUGCCUUUUACGCCUCCAUCCGCCAUUGAAGCAGAUGUUUUUGAUUGUUUGCAAGGCGAUGACAAUUCCAAACAUCCAUUCCCUCUGAGGCAACUCGCUGAUUACAUAAUUCACAAAAAAAUCAGCAGUAUUCAUCAAGGAAUUCAUCAAUAAAGAAAAUUUAUUAUGUUCUCUAGAUGACCCCAUAUGUAAAGGACUGCGAUUACUUCAUUACGCUGUUUAUCAAGAUGAAAUGAGAACUUUACAGCUUCUUUUGGAUAUGGGGGCCGAUCCCAAUGUUGCUGAUGACAUGGGAUAUACACCUGUUCACAUAUGUGCAGAAAAGGGCUAUGCACAUCUAAUAAAAAUUCUUAUGUCAUACGGGGCUCGUAUACAUUUCACAGAAAUCAACUCUCAAAGCUAUGACGAAAGAAAUAUUCACCGAGCUUUAAUUGAUGAGCCUUUGCGAUUAGCUAUUCGAAAUUCUCAUCACAAGACGCAACAUUUCUUGUUGGAUCGCGGUGCUAAUCCUAAUGCAGCUUAUUUCCGAGGAAGUGAGAUAAAUUUGGUGAAUUCAUCAAAUGUAAAAUCCAUAGAGUUGCUGUUACAAUAUGGGGCUGAUGUAAAUGCAAGAGACUGGCAAGGAUUGACUCCUCUUAUGAAGGCUUGCCGAAGUCGAGGAAACAAGCAAACUGUACAUUUGUUGCUUAAACACGGGGCAGAUAUCAAUGCUAUGAGUGAAGGAGACGAACAAACAGCUCUCCACUAUGCUGUGCUGAACGGCAACCUGGAAAUAGCAAAACUUCUGGUCAAUAACGGAGCCAGCGUCUCUUUUCCUUCAGAACAAACAAAGCCUCCUCCUUUAUACUAUGCAGUACUUCGAGGGAAUGUUGAAAUGUUAGAAUUUCUUCUAGAUUCUGGGGCUGACAUCAACGCUCUUUCUAACGCUCUUGGCUCAGCUCUACAUCUUACUCUUACAGACGACAUAUCCAAUCAACUGGAGAUUGUUCACACCCUUUUACGUCGAGGAGCCAAUCCGAAUGCCAUUACUGUAGAAGAUGGGAAAACAGUUUUGCAACCCCCUAUCGGAGAAUAUCUGCAGAAUUCCGAACAUCCGAGAAUAGAAAUCAUUAAAUUGCUUCUAAAAUAUGGCGCUCGUAUCAUUCUAGAAAUCCAGAAAAAUCACAAUCUUGGAAUUCUGAAAGUAAUUCAUAGAGUUCAUAUUGGAUUAAAUCCAGAAAUUAUGAUUCUUUUACUUGAAGCAUCUGAAUCAUUCAAUGUCUGUUAUAUUAGACAAUCUGAGCAACUGACCGAAGACCACAAAGGCAUGUUGUAUGCAAAAGCUUUAUAACCAUUUUGCCUUCAACAGAUUUCAAGAAUUCAACUCAGAAAAUCUCUAAGUUGGGGCUCAAGGUUUCUUAAUGCAGUACAGAAUCUCAAAUUACCUAGAUCUUUGGAAAAUUACAUCUUAUUUGAAGAAUAAAAUUGAAGAAUUUGCAACUUUUAAUAAUGCAUUCAGUAAAAUUUUGUGAAUAUAUAUAUAUAAAUUUUCAAAGUAUGCUUUUUGAAAUUGUAUUAAACUAAGU